Messenger RNA from Trichoderma gamsii, 2082 nucleotides. RefSeq names its product Atypical/ABC1/ABC1-C protein kinase. Bases 1 to 2082 code for a protein of 693 amino acids. The transcript has 2 exons. NCBI's taxonomy places the organism in Eukaryota, Fungi, Ascomycota, Sordariomycetes, Hypocreales, Hypocreaceae. The record is from RefSeq and is a predicted model, not a curated record. Gene Ontology annotation, cellular component: mitochondrion.
AUGAGGGCUGGCCCUGUCUUUGGCCGGCUUUGCGGGCGCACUUUGUUUCGGCCGUAUGCGCUGCGCCAAACUAUAUAUCGGAGUAGUGCUGAAUCGUGUAAUUGGAUUCAUACAACGAGAUUUACAGCGUGGAAAGGAAAGUCAAGAAGUCGAAUCUCGCUGCAUGCCUCGGCCGGUGUAGCUACACUAGGAACCGGAGCUUUUGUUCAGCUGUUACAGACGGAUAAUGGAGACACUCAUGAGACGGGCGAGUCUCGCAUGCUGGAAGCAUCCAGAGCUGAGAUCCGGAGGUCCAUUGAUGAUGAGGACCGGGGACUAUCUCGGAUUAUACACGAGAUCGUCCUCAUCUGGGACACUUAUAUCUUGGAGCCAAUCUGUACUGGAGCCAGGUUUUUACACCUGAUGGUUAUCUUCGUACCCGUCAUUCUUUCGGUUCCUGUAAUCUGGUUUGGCCGGCGGCAGCCUGAUAAAGAUGGCGAACGAAGCGGCACCCUUUGGUGGUAUGGCUUCCUUGUGCAAUCCAUGGAAUGGGCAGGCCCGGCCUUUAUCAAACUCGGACAGUGGGCGGCAUCGAGAACGGACAUCUUCCCCACGGCCAUGUGCGAUACAAUGUCGAAGCUGCACUCGAAUGCUCCGGCCCAUUCAAUGCGUGUCACUCGUAAGACGGUCGAGGCUGCAUUCAAUGGACGCAAGUUUGAGGACAUAUUUGACGAAUUCUACGAAACGCCGCUUGGUGUUGGCGCAAUUGCGCAGGUGUACAAAGCAAAACUCAAGCCUGACCUCGCAGCACCACAAGAUCUCGAGGCUGAUUCGGGGGGACAUGGGCUACUAUCUCAGAAUGUAAAGCAUCAAGUGCGGACUGUCUUGAAAAGCUCUCCAAAGCAGGUCCCAUCAACCUACGUCGCAGUCAAGGUACUGCAUCCUAAUGUCGAGCGCAUAGUGCGACGAGACUUGAAGAUUAUGGGCUUCUUUGCUUCAAUACUGAACGCCAUCCCUACGAUUGAAUGGCUAUCUCUACCGGAUGAAGUUGCUCAGUUUGGCCAAAUGAUGAAGCUUCAGCUAGACUUGCGAAUAGAAGCUGCCAAUUUGGAGACUUUCAGAAAGAACUUCAAGGACAGGACGACUGCCUCGUUCCCUUUCCCCUAUUCAGAGUUCACCACCCGCAAUGUUCUUAUUGAGGAAUUUGCUCAAGGCAUACCCCUCGCAGUCUUCAUGGAGAGCGGGGGCGGUGUCUUCCAGCAUGAUAUCGCCAAUGAGGGAUUGGACGCUUUUCUCCGAAUGCUGCUGCUGGAUAAUUUCGUCCACGCUGAUCUGCACCCGGGCAAUAUCAUGGUCCGCUUCUAUCAAUCCGCGCAACCAAAUCUUCGACUACGCCUGAAAACAUCUAAAACGCCGCCUGCCUCAGAUGACGACCAGCUGGACGUCACAGAAAAGGUCUUGGAACGAUUACGCCCCUAUCGACACCGCAAGGAUAGGUCAGCAUGGGAAGCAGAACUAGCCAAAAUUGAUGCGGAGGGAUAUCGUCCACAGUUGGUCUUUAUAGACACGGGACUUGUAACGGAGUUGAAUGCGCCUAAUCGCGACAAUUUCCUGGCCUUGUUUCGAGCUGUCGCCGAGUUUAACGGCUACAAGGCCGGCCAUCUCAUGUGCGAGCGCUGUCGCCAGCCCGAGGCCGUCAUCGACAAGGAAGUGUUUGCUCUCAAAAUGCAACAUUUAGUUCUCAGCGUCAAAAGCCGCACCCUCGCACUCGGCAACGUCAAGAUUGGCGACAUCUUGCAGGACGUUCUCUCCAUGGUCCGCAGCCAUCACGUCCGCCUAGAGGGCGAUUUUGUCAAUGUCGUCAUUAGCAUUCUCCUUCUUGAAGGCAUCGGUCGAAGCCUAAACCCUGACGUCGAUCUGCUGAGCAGUUCUCUUCCGAUUUUGAGACAGCUAAGCGCCCAAAGUGGUGCAGACAUGGCGAAACACGGCGAUUUUUCGAUGAUUAUGCUAUGGGUGGGCUUGGAAACGAGAAAGUUCCUGCAAGCCAGUGUCGACGAUGUGGAACGAUGUGUCAAAUACGAUCUCCUCUCACCCAAUGUAUAA